GGAGGAGGACGUCGUCGCCAUUUACACUGCUACAAUAGGUACCUCCCGAGGUAUGCAGGUAGGUACCUGUAUUACGCGUCUACCAUCUAAAAGUUGGGCUGUGCAGGUUGCUGUGCCACACGACAGAGAUGAGACAGGUAUACCUGGCCAGUACCUGACCAAGUACCUACAUGAAAUGGUAAAAAGCUGGUGGGUGCCCUUUGAGGGGAGUCUGCAAGUUUGGACGGUGUCUGAGAUGUACUUUAGCCGACACGGUUUCUCGAUGACGGCUUUGCCCAACGAAUUUUCCAAUCCCACCAUCCAUCAUACACCUCUCUCUCUCUACUAGGUCAUUCAUCACGUAUGCUCCCGUCACCGCCGAAAUCCCCCAUUUCGGAGAGAUGGACAUACUCCAGCGCCUAGCUCGGUUCUUGGACCGGCCUCUCUUCCCGUGGAAGAAGCUGAUCAUUGGUUUCUCCGUCGCCCAGUUCUGCUUUGAGGAGUUCUUAUCUUUCCGACAGUUCCGAGUGUUGAAGAAUACAAAGCCGCCAAAGGUCCUCGAGCAGGAGGUGUCUCAGCAGGUGUACGACAAGAGCCAGGAAUAUGGCCGAGCUAAGGCCAAGUUUGGGUUUGUGAGGAGCCUCUGGGGCCAGAUCCAGAAUGUCGCCUUCAUCCACUUCGAUGUUCUCCCGAAGCUGUGGUCUUGGACCGGUGGCCUCCUUCGUUUCCUGCCUGCUCGGUUCUCCGGCGAGAUCUCGCAUUCUAUCGUCUUCGUCCUCACCUUCAUUCUGAUUCAGCAAGCCUUGUCCCUCCCCGCGAACGUGUAUCACACCUUUGUCCUCGAGGAGAAGUUCGGAUUCAACAAGCAAACCCCCAAACUGUUCAUCUCCGACAUGGUCAAGUCGAAUCUGCUUGCUUUUGUCCUCGCGCCGCCUAUCCUCGCCGGGUUCCUCAGUAUCGUGAAGAAGACUGGGAACCAGUUCGUCACCUAUCUGUGGCUAUUCGCAGCCUUUCUGCAGGUUUUCUCGAUCACUGUCUAUCCGAUAUUCAUCUUGCCGCUGUUCAACAAGCUAUCCCCUCUCGAAGAGGGUAAGCUGAAGACGGAGACAGAGGCGCUGGCGAAGAAGCUCAAGUUCCCACUGCACGAAUUGUUCGUCAUCGAUGGCAGCAAGCGUAGCGCCCAUAGUAACGCGUACUUCUUUGGGCUUCCGUGGAAGAAACACAUCGUCAUCUACGACACGUUGAUCGAAAAGAGUGAGGAAGCCGAAGUCGUUGCUGUCCUAGCGCACGAGCUUGGCCAUUGGCAGCUCGGCCACACUACGAGGCUCUUUUUCAUCUCUCAGAUCAACGUGCUUUACAUCUUCAGCCUGUUCUCUGUCUUCAUUAACAACGCCUCCCUCUAUGCGGAUUUUGGUUUCCUCCAGGAGCAUCCUAUUAUCAUCGGCUUCAUCCUCUUUUCGGACGCAUUAGCACCUAUGGAUCUUGUGAUCAAAUUACUCAUGAACAUCAUGAGCCGUCGCUUCGAGUUCCAGGCAGACGAAUUCGCCCGCAACCUCGGCUACAAGGCUGAACUCGCUUCCUCCCUGGUCAAGCUCCAGAUCCAGAAUCUGAGUACCAUGGAUGCGGAUUGGAUGUAUGCGAGCUAUCACUUCUCUCACCCCAUCCUUUCAGAAAGAUUGAAAGCCCUCGAUUGGACGCCUACUGGGAAGGUGGUAGAGGAGAAGUCGGAAGAAGGCGGUGUCGAGAAGGCCAGCGGAAGAGAACUAUAGAAUUUGUAUUUAUAAGUCUCUUGAAGAUGGUUGUGUCUGCUAGGCGCAGGCCCUCAAGUAGAAUCGAAGACGUUUCCUAUCUGCUAAGGCCUUGGUUAUGACGUGCCGGGGCUGCGAGGGGGGUAUUUGGGUAGACACUAGGUAGGUCCUUAGGGUAUGCGUUUUGGUGGCGGUUCCUUUCGUGGCCUCGCUACCUUAAUCUUAAGGCACGUAAGACGAGUUAAAAGGUAAACCUAGUU
Molecule: messenger RNA, 1987 nt
Organism: Durotheca rogersii
Lineage: Eukaryota; Fungi; Ascomycota; Sordariomycetes; Xylariales; Xylariaceae
Product: peptidase family M48-domain-containing protein
Exons: 4
Coding region: 381-1748 (455 amino acids)
Biological process (GO): CAAX-box protein processing
Cellular component (GO): endoplasmic reticulum membrane
Molecular function (GO): metalloendopeptidase activity
Source: RefSeq, a predicted model, not a curated record